This is a messenger RNA of Gordionus sp. m RMFG-2023, 1628 nucleotides long. RefSeq names its product mucin-2-like. The record is from RefSeq and is a predicted model, not a curated record. The transcript is spliced from 4 exons. The coding region runs from base 109 to 1410 and encodes 433 amino acids. NCBI's taxonomy places the organism in Eukaryota, Metazoa, Nematomorpha, Gordioida, Chordodea, Parachordodidae.
UUUAUGCCUCGCCUCACCUUUGUCUUUUUUUAUCUUAAUGAUCAAAAACUUAGUAUAGAGGUUAUAAGUUGGGUUUAAUUUUUUUUAUCAUUUAUAAAAUAAACGGCGAUGAUUUAUCUUCUAUUCACUUUAUUAGUCUUAUCGAGAUACACAGCAGCAGGAAAUCGUAAUAAGGACGAUUAUGAUAAUCCUGGACACGUUUAUUUUGGCAACGGUUUUAAUCCUUUAGGUAAUUAUGAUGAAGAACGAGAAGGAAAGAGAUAUGAUAAUUCUCAUAGUUUUGAUGAAAAAGAUCCCCAAGAAGAUGAUAAUGAUAGCUUUUGGGACGACUUAAAUGAUUCAGAUAAUGAUGACAAAGAAGAAAAUUGGGGAAAUAAUGGAAAAGGAAAAGGAAAAGGUAGCAAAAGUAGAAAAAACAUUGAAUGCACUUAUGACACCGACACCAUUUGUUCUAUGAAAGGAAAACGAUUUAGAGGUCUUCCAGGAUGCCGAAAAUUCGUUGAUUGUUAUAAUCCCUGGAAACCGAUUUUUGAAUGCGGACCCGGUAGAAUUUUUCACCAAGGAGUUCAGUGCUGUAGAAAAAUGAAUCGUAAAUUUAAAUGUCGCUGCUAUAUAAAUAGACUCUUAACAACUACCAGCCUUAAAAUUAGUGCGUUAACUACACCCACCUCAACUACUACCAUACAAACUACAUUAACUAUUACACAACCAACUACAAUUGCAACUACACAAACAACUAUAAUUGCAACUUCACAACCAACUACAAUUAUAACUACAACUACUACACAACCAAUUACAACCACUACUACACAACCAACUACAACUACUACACAACCAAUUACAACCACUACUACACAACCAACUACAACUACUACACAACUAAUUACAACUACUACUACACAACCAACUACAACAACUACACAACCAACUACAAUUACAACUACACAACCGACUUCAAUAACUAGUACUCAACCACCUAUAAUCAAUUAUACACAACCUACUCCAACUGUCACUGAUACUAUAUUAUCUUCCUCUAUUGAUACCGUUAGAACUCGUCGGACAAAAUUUACUACAAUUAGUAUCACAAACACUACACAACUAAUAACUAGUCCUACUAGUACGACACCAACUACACAUACGAUCACUCAAACUUGGACUACAACUACAAUGUUAUCCACACAAUCAACACCAUUUUCAACAACUACUACCAGUACCACUCAACCUACAACUACCACACUAUUGACAACUCCCUUAACUGUACAAUCAUCUACUGAAGCCAGUCUUUCACCUUCACCAACAUAUAGUACCUUGAGGAGUUCUGGUCCCAGUGAAGUGACUUGCAAAGUGAGGCAUGGUAGCGAGAGGCAAGAGAGCGAGAGGCAUGGCAGGGAUAAGAAGCCUUGCUACUAAACUUUUUUUCCAUUUUUUUUUAAAAUUUAUGAGAAAUUAUACCUUACCGUGGAUCAUAUUUGUUUUAUGUAAUAGUUUUGGUCAAGUGAUUAUUAUUAUAUUUGCUUUAUUAUUUAUGUAUAAAUAGUCUUGAUAAAUUGUAUUCAAAGUUUAUCUCUAAUUAUAAUUCGCAACACCAUUAUUAUAUAUAUAAGAAAUAUAUUUAUUUAUAUUCAUAA